AUGGAAAAUAAGACGAUUGUCGCGUUCGACCUGUACGGUACACUCCUUUCGACAGAUUCAAUUGUGAAGCACCUCGGGCAGCAUUUCUCUAGCACGACGGCACAAUCCAUCUCUAAAUCAUGGAGACGAUAUCAACUGGAAUAUACCUGGAGACUCAACAGCAUGGGGCGAUACGACUCAUUCUCAAACAUCACUCGAAACUCCUUGCGCCAUGCCCUGGCAGAGCACGGUGAAAAGCCAGAGAAAGAUGUCAUUGACGAGAUUCUAAGGGCUUACGACAGCCUAUCCACCUUUCCAGACGUUCCGUCCGCUUUGGGCCAGCUGGCCCAUCGUCCUGAGAUCACUGCUGUCGUCUUUUCGAAUGGGACGCAAGACACGGUUACCAACUCUGUACACCACUCCCCCGACUUGUCGCCUCAUAGGGCUGUGUUCAAGGAAAUCAUCACAGUUGAUGAGGUGAGGCAGUUCAAGCCUGCUCCAGCAGUGUAUGCCCAUCUUGCCCAGACGAUAGGAAAAUUGCCCUCCUCACAGAUGGCGGACCUAUGGCUGGUCAGUGGAAACCCAUUCGACGUGAUCGGCGCUAGGAGUUGUGGUAUGCACGCCAUCUGGGUAGAUCGAGGUUGUCGGGGCUGGAUAGAUGCUGCUUUACCUGAUCUACAGCCAACGGCCGUGGUUCACGAUUUGAAUGACAUCCUCACUGUCAUCCAGUGA
This is a messenger RNA of Aspergillus fumigatus Af293, 711 nucleotides long. Its product is annotated as haloacid dehalogenase, type II. The record is from RefSeq and is a predicted model, not a curated record. Gene Ontology annotation, molecular function: hydrolase activity, acting on halide bonds, in C-halide compounds. Lineage: Eukaryota; Fungi; Ascomycota; Eurotiomycetes; Eurotiales; Aspergillaceae.